This is a messenger RNA of Hippocampus comes (tiger tail seahorse), 1647 nucleotides long. RefSeq names its product eva-1 homolog A, regulator of programmed cell death b (gene eva1ab). The record is from RefSeq and is a predicted model, not a curated record. Bases 465 to 1043 code for a protein of 192 amino acids. The transcript is spliced from 4 exons. Lineage: Eukaryota; Metazoa; Chordata; Actinopteri; Syngnathiformes; Syngnathidae.
GAGAGAGAGAGAGAAAGAGAGAGAGAGAGAGAGAGAGAGAGACUUGCUUGUCCUGUCGAGGUCUCUCAUGUCACAGCUCUGCCCCCGGGGGCCUGACCUCUGCCGUGCCGACUGCAAACCAACCUGGAGAACCUCACACGGUAGAGGAGGGGAGCGCAUGUUGGAAAACAUUUAACCUGCAAACCUGUAUCAAGAAGGAAUAGGUGGACGAUGGAUUAAUUAUUUUUGAGAACGGGAAGUAAAAGAACGUCUAUGUUUGGUGAUAGUGUUUUUUUGCAGGAAGGAGGCACGGGAAAAAGGAAAGGGGAGGAGUGGCAGUGAACACAGAAAGGAGAGGAGCACACACGCAUGCGGGCAAACAAGAGGAGUAGAGGAGCUGAGAGAUGCUGCGGGGAAAUAGAUGAGUAUGAGAACUCCGGUGAGGGCUGAAGCAGAUUCCAAUAAGAUCAACUCCCUGUGAAGUGAUGAGUACUCAGACCACAGAGGGCCCCAACACUGAUGUGAUGGUGGUCUCCAAGGAGAUGGCAUUGCUUAGCAACAUACUGGCAGCUUACACCUUCAUCACAGACCAACCCGAAAGGACGGCGCUGGUGUUUCUGGGUGGAGUGUCUGUCGGUCUCCUUGUCACGCUCUGUGCCGUCGUCUUCCAGAUACACUGUCGCGCCGACUGUCACUAUGGCAACAGUAAACACCCUCGCCAUCGCCAUCACCACCGCCACAGGCGUCAUCAUCACCAUCAUGUCUGUCAGCACCGCCAGCAACACGUCGACACCAACCCGGAUAACAUGGCCGUCGUCGCCUCGGAGGUCGCCAGGCCGGCCGGGGACAGCGAAUCGGAGGACUGGGAUGAGACAACGGACAUGUCAUCACGAAGGCGCAGACGCUUUGAGAGGGCCUUGCUGCACGCCAGCAUGUUUACAUCAGCUGAGGAGCUGGACCGGGCCCAGCGGCUAGAGGAGCGGGAAAGGAUCCUGAGAGAAAUCUGGUUGAACGGACAGCCAGAUAUCAGCACAGUCACUCAGAGCCUCAACAGAUAUUACUGACUAAUGAUGAAACACGCUGAAGGAUGAAUGGAAGGAAGGAUGGAGGACUUAAACCAGGGGUCUUCAAUCCUCUGUCCUAAAUGUUUUGCACCUCUUCCUGCUGCAACAUUCCACAACAGCAUUGAAGACCGCUGACUUAAAGGAAAGAUACACAAAGCAACAGAGGAUGCGUGAAAAUGUGUGUCCACGAAUGGACAAAGUGGCUGUCAUGAUUUGUCUACACAUUUGCUCACUAACAUAUUGUUCAGUUUCAAACACAAUUUAAAUGGUGCUUUUGUAUACAUAAGGAAUGUGAAUCUGUCUGUUUAUGGGACACACAUGCUUUGCAUUCCAUCUUUUUGAUGCUUCGGAAGCUGGAAAUAACGGAAAAAGAAAAAGGUAAGAAUGGACAUGAUGGUUUGAUUUUGGUGCUUUUACUGUUGUUGUGUCGCAUUCCUUAAAUAAAGUGGAUGCAUAUAGAAUGAAAGUGAGUGAGUCUGUCACUUGUACACAUGUGUUGCAGCAAAGAUGUUUCACCCUUUCAUUGAUAGGAUUCCCUCUGCCUCACUGUCUGGGGCCAAUACGUGGAAAUAUCACUAUGAGCCCAACCAAUUCAUUCAUUCAA